UUAUUUUUUUACUUUCAGGCCAAUCAUGUAUUUUGUUGUGGAGUUCCUUGACAACUCUGUUGGGAUUGUAAGCAACAGCUGGACUAAUGGUGACAAUUCGAUGACCUUCUGGCCACCUUAUGCAGAUCCAAAUAAAUUUUAAAAUGGCUCUAUUAACACAUGCAGUCCCUGGACCAGCGUGGACCACCCACACCAUCACAGUUUUGGGCACUGCAGAUGACUAUGAAAAGGCGAGAAAAAAGGCCAAAAUGGCAGAAACACAUUUAGCUGUCGCCAGUGAGCCUGAGGAGUUGGAGAGAUGCCAGCGUUCAAGACAACCAACGAAACGUUACAUCACCCUGCCUGAGCCUGGACCAAGUAGACCAUUGCCACCAGUUCCACCAGCAGCGAUGAACCUGACUCUUAUGAGCCCACCCCCACCACCUUCACCAGUGAGGCAGCCAUCAUUGUCCUCAUCAAGUUCACACUCAGGCCAAGCCCAUCACAUGGACACCCAGCUGUUGAGCCCACCUCAACUAGACCCCGAAGCCCCAUCAUCAUCCUCAAGAAAUCCAUCUGAACAAGUGGACAACCAACUUAGUCCACCCCUCCCUAUUUACCCACCUGCAAGGCAGCCAUCAUUAUCCUCAGGCCUUGAGAGAUAUUUGGUCUCUACGCUGGAGGAGAUUAAGGAUAGGCUGUCUGCAUUGGAGCGGACGGUGACAAUGUUGGCCAGAUCAGGCAGCAACAAACACGCAAAGCUGCCAGACAACUUGGAGCUACCUCUCCAGAACUUCCAGGACCUCAAUGGACUGGAGGAAAAACUGGAGGACAGCCCCUACCAAAAAGAAUUGGUCACCAAGAGUACAAGUCUGUAA
Molecule: messenger RNA, 857 nt
Organism: Neoarius graeffei (lesser salmon catfish)
Lineage: Eukaryota; Metazoa; Chordata; Actinopteri; Siluriformes; Ariidae
Product: vacuolar protein sorting-associated protein 37B-like
Exons: 8
Coding region: 120-857 (245 amino acids)
Source: RefSeq, a predicted model, not a curated record